Messenger RNA from Trichoderma citrinoviride, 843 nucleotides. Its product is annotated as haloacid dehalogenase. Gene Ontology annotation, molecular function: hydrolase activity, acting on halide bonds, in C-halide compounds. The transcript has a single exon. The record is from RefSeq and is a predicted model, not a curated record. Bases 1 to 843 code for a protein of 280 amino acids. NCBI's taxonomy places the organism in Eukaryota, Fungi, Ascomycota, Sordariomycetes, Hypocreales, Hypocreaceae.
AUGCCCUCAAAAACCUCCCGUCUCACAGGCGUCAAAGCCCUCCUCUUCGACGUCUUCGGCACAGUCGUAGACUGGCGCUCCUCCGUCACCGACGAGCUCUCCCUGCGCAUCUUCCGCAAACAACAGUCCUCCUCCGGCCGCUCGGAAGAAGAAGCAAGCAGCAGCCUCUCCCCGGCGCUUCGGACGCGGCUCGAGGCCCUCGCGCAGAGCGACUGGGACCGCUUCGUGCAAGAGUGGCGGGACUCGUACAACGCCUUCACGCGGGCCUUUGACCCCGCCACGGACGAGUGGAAGAGCAUCGACGAGCACCACCGGGAGAGCCUCGUCGAGCUUCUCCGGCGGUGGGACCUCGAGGGCCUGUUCACCGAGUCGGAGAUUCGGAGCCUGAGCCUCGUCUGGCAUCGGCUCGCCCCGUGGCCGGACUCCGCCGAGGGUCUGGAGAGGCUGCAUGGGCGGUACACCACGGCCACGCUGUCCAACGCCAACACCAGCAUCCUGCGCGACCUGAGCGAUUUCGGGGGCCUCGUCUUCGACAAGGUCUUCUCGGCGGAGACGUUCCGCGCGUACAAGCCUGAUCCGGGGACGUACCUCGGGGCGGUGCGCGGGCUGGGCUUGCGGCCGGAGGAGGUGGCCCUCGUGGCGGCGCACAUGAAGGAUCUGCGUGCGGCGAGGGACCUGGGUCUCGGGACCAUCUAUGUUGAGAGGCCGGCGGAGGAGGAAUGGGGGAGGGAGGAGGAGAGGUUUCUUGAGGCGAGGGGGUGGGUGGACUUGUGGGUUGCGGAGGGGGAGGGCGGGCUGCUUGGUGUUGCGGAGAAGUUGCGCGAGUUGGAGGGAGUUGAUUGA